This is a messenger RNA of Theileria annulata, 1356 nucleotides long. RefSeq names its product DEAD-box family helicase, putative. Gene Ontology annotation, molecular function: ATP binding; RNA helicase activity; RNA binding. The transcript has 2 exons. The record is from RefSeq and is a predicted model, not a curated record. The coding region runs from base 1 to 1356 and encodes 451 amino acids. Lineage: Eukaryota; Apicomplexa; Aconoidasida; Piroplasmida; Theileriidae.
AUGGCUAAAAAGAAUGUGGUAACGGAGGAUUUGGUGGAUUAUGAAGAGGAGGAAGGUGAAUCUAAAGUAUCAACGAAGGACGUGAUAAAGUCCGCAGCAGGCAAGAAAUCAAAGAGUGAUGGAACAAUGGGACGUGGAAGUUAUGUGGCUAUCCAUGCGAGCGGGUUCCGUGACUUUUUCCUGAAGCCCGAGAUCCUGAGGGCCAUUUCAGAUGCAGGCUUCGAGCAUCCGUCCGAAGUCCAACAUGAGACCAUUCCACACGCAAUUACAGGAGUCGACAUACUUUGCCAGGCGAAAAGUGGUAUGGGCAAAACCGCAGUGUUUGUGCUGAGCAUCUUGCAGCAGUUGGACGUUGAGGCCGAGGAAGGGAAGAGAGACGCUGAUGAUAAUGUGAAACCAGUGAGUAGAGUUAGCUGUGUUGGUAUUAGCCAUACAAGAGAGUUGGCAUUUCAAAUUAAAAACGAGUUCGACCGUUUCAGCAAGUAUUUACCACAAGUGCGCUGUGAAGUAGUUUAUGGUGGAGUACCGAUUCAGAAGGAUGUUGCCAUGCUUAAGGAUCCAGCUAAGACCCCUCAUAUUCUAGUUGGAACGCCUGGUAGACUACUCGCACUUGUUAAGGCCAAGCACCUUAAUAUGGAUUCUGUAAAGCAUUUCGUACUUGAUGAGUGCGAUAAGUGUCUUGAAAAACUUGAUAUGCGCCAAGACGUCCAAAGCAUCUUCCUUUCCACCCCUAAGAAGAAACAAGUGAUGUUCUUUAGUGCGACCAUGAAUAAUGAUAUUAGGGAGCUCUGUAAAAGGUUCAUGCAGUCGCCUGUUGAAGUUUUCGUCGACGAUGAGUCGAAACUGACUCUUCACGGUCUUUUACAAUAUUAUGUUAAGUUGGCUGAAAGUGACAAGAAUAGGAAGCUGAAUGAUUUGCUUGAUACUCUCGAGUUCAACCAAGUCAUUAUCUUUGUUAAAUCUGUUUCUAGAGCUGUUACUCUUAAUAAUCUACUCACUGAGUGCAACUUCCCCUCAAUCGCCAUUCAUGCAGGACUUGACCAGAGUGAGAGGAUAAAUAGGUACACUCAGUUUAAGAAUUUCGACAAGAGGAUAAUGGUUGCAACUGACCUGUUUGGCAGAGGAAUAGACGUGGAACGCGUAAACAUAGUGAUCAACUAUGAUAUGCCCGACAGCACCGACUCUUACUUGCACAGAGUUGGUCGCGCUGGUCGUUUCGGUACAAAGGGACUUGCAAUCACAUUCGUGUCAUCUCCUGAAGACUCUUCGCAGUUGGAAGACGUGCAGAAGCGCUUCGAAGUCAACAUAUCUGAGAUUCCAGCCACCAUCGACACUUCACUCUACCUGAAUCAGUGA